Messenger RNA from Anneissia japonica, 465 nucleotides. RefSeq names its product prolyl-tRNA synthetase associated domain-containing protein 1-like. Lineage: Eukaryota; Metazoa; Echinodermata; Crinoidea; Comatulida; Comatulidae. The record is from RefSeq and is a predicted model, not a curated record. Gene Ontology annotation, molecular function: aminoacyl-tRNA deacylase activity.
AGGCAAACACAAAAAUCUCCACUUUCAUCCAAUGGUUAACAGUGCUACCCUGGCAAUAACACCCUUAGACUUUGUCAAUUUCGCCAGGGCUACAGGGCAUGAGCCCAUAGUAAUUGAUAUGAUAGAGCCAACAUACUGUUAGAACAGAAUUUUGAUGUAUUUAUUAUGAUUAACAUAGCAUUUAUGUGGACAUUCAUUUUUGACUAAAAUUUUCCCAAAAAUGUGGACUGCAUGGUAAUAUGUUCAUAUCAAGGGCUUAGUCAGCGAGCCGUCCGACCAACAAUCAUUUAGGACGGCUUGGCCUACUCAGCUCGGCCUACUGUAUGGUAGUUGGGCCUGGUUUACAUUUAGCAAAUUCUUUAUAUUCCUCAAAUUUAUUAAAUGUUGCAUUAAUCUAAAGGCUCACACUAAAGCAUAUUUACGUUAUUUUUAUACCGACAUUCGGUGGGGAUUCCAAAAAAGUUA